Plectropomus leopardus (leopard coralgrouper) is the source of this 8018-nucleotide messenger RNA. RefSeq names its product tudor domain containing 6a (gene tdrd6a). Gene Ontology annotation, cellular component: P granule. NCBI's taxonomy places the organism in Eukaryota, Metazoa, Chordata, Actinopteri, Perciformes, Serranidae. The record is from RefSeq and is a predicted model, not a curated record. Gene Ontology annotation, biological process: P granule organization; piRNA processing; spermatogenesis.
GUUCAACAUCGGCAGUUUCCGGGUCAAGGAUGAAAAAACGGCGGAAACAGAGAUCGGACUUUUCCGGAGCAUUUCGGGGUGCGCGUGGUGUUGGGCUAAAGGCCGUUAGCUUUGACUAACCGUCACUAACGUCGGUUUGCGGUGGAGUUUGUUGAAUUUGUGGCAACGCUAAAUAAGCAAAUAUAUUUUUAGGACGCAGUUUACCGGAUCGUCAGUCUCCACAGAGGACAUUGGAACAAAAGCACCGGAGGUGGACCGACAGCCGGAGAGUUUGGGCGGUCGGAUGAGGUUAGCGCCGCCGCGGCUGUGUGGACGUUAGCUCCGUUAACUCGGUGAAGCUGUGCUAACAUCAAGAAGACCCGACAGGAUCUUCCGAAAUUAAAAGAUUUCUUGCUGCAUCUGCUCUCAGCAAGAUUUGAGCAAGCUCUUUAAUCUCCAGUGAACAUCAAAAACCACCAAAACAAAUGCAAUAACGUCCAGUGCUCACACUGCUGUGUUGAAGAGAAGUGACAAAUCAUGAGUAGCUGGAGCUCAUGAAACUGCCAAAAUGUCAUCAAUCGUAGGACUCCCUACAAGAGGAUCAGAUGUAACAGUUUUCAUAACCAGGCCUCACUUGCAUCCCCUUUGUGUGCUUGUGGAGUUCUGGGGAAAAUUUGGCCAGGAGAAGGCAGCAGAUUAUGAGUGCCUUGCCAAAGACAUUCAGUCUCCUAGAAGCGUAUUUCAGGAGUUUGAAGGAAACCCUGGUGACCAGUGCUUGGCUCUAAUAGAUGGUGUUUGGUGCAGGUGCCGCAUAGUGUCAAGAAAUGGCUCCAAAUACAGUGUGUUCCUCAUUGACAAAGGGAGAACAUAUAGCACCAUCACAAGUAAGCUGGCCUGGGGUAAGAAGAAGCACUUCCACCUGCCACCUGAAGUGGAAUUUUGUGUGCUAGCCAAUGUGUUACCCUUCUCACCUGAGAACAGAUGGUCCCCACUAGCUCUCGAGUUUCUGAAAUCUCUGUCCGGGAAGUCUGUGAAGGCACACGUGCAAGAUGUGCUGGUGCCACACAGAACAUUUCUCCUGCACAUCCCUUGCAUAUCCAGACAAAUGUAUGAGAUGGGAAUUGCAAAGAAGCUGUCUCCCGAUGUGUUUCAGGAUUUUGUUCUUGAGUCACUGCAGUCUCUGAGUGGCUCUGUGCUGUCUCCGGAGACUCGGCUCUCUAUGGGAGCAGCUAAGCAACUGCACAAGAAAGAGCUCUUUAUGUAUCCAGAGCUGCCAGCAGGAACCGUGGAGACCGUCAUAGUCACCGAAGUGGCAAAUCCGCAGCGGAUUUUUUGCCAGUUGAAGGUCUUUUCACAAGAGCUGAAGAAACUCUCAGGGCAAAUGACACAGUGCUGUGAGGGCAGAAUGACCAACUUCAUUGUAAGUCCCGAAAUGAUUGGGUUUCCCUGUGCUGCAAGAGGAAGUGAUGGCAGGUGGUACCGCUCCGUCCUACAGCAGGUGUUCCCAAACAACAAUGUGGUGGAGGUGCUGAACGUUGACUAUGGAACAAAACAGUUUGUUUCAGUGCAGAACGUAAGACCGCUGGCUUCAGAGUUCUUCAGGAUGCCAGUUGUGACUUACAUCUGUUCCCUCCAUGGAAUCAUCGACAAAGGGGUUGGAUGGACAUCCAGCCAGAUCGACUAUCUCAAGACCCUGCUCCUGCAUAAGACAGUGAUUGCCAAAUUCGAGUACCAAAGCAUCUCUGAAGGCGUUCACUAUGUCACGCUCUAUGGGGAUGAAAACACAAACAUCAACAACAUGUUUGGUUCCAAGGAGCGCUGUUUUCUAGAGAGGGAGAAAACACUUGAAGACUAUGCCAUUCGUAGCACUGCAUGCAACCGCCAGCAUCCGGCUGAGAGAAAGAUGCUCACUCCUGGACACGCUGGAGACGGAAAAGAAGGGAAAGGAAAAACAGAGAAGUUGCCGGCUGAAGACCUGUCUCUCAACUCGUCACAUGUGGCAUUUGUUCACCACAUCAAUGACCCAUCAGAGUUCUGGAUCCAAACACAAAACCAUGCAAAGGAGUUGGAUGAACUGAUGGAUAGCAUCUACCAUCUGUACGCAGACUCGGUGAAUAAAAAUGUGGUGAAGCCAACUGUUGGACUCUACUGUGCUGCCAGGGCAGAAGAUGGUGAGUUCUAUAGAGCAACUGUGGCUGAAGUUGGUGAGCAGCAAAUCAAAGUGUUCUUUGUUGAUUAUGGAAACACCGAAGUGGUUGACAGGAGUGACAUCAGGACCCUUCCCGAGGAGCUGAAAAAGCUGCCGUGUCUCUCAGUGAAAUGCACCUUGGCUGGAGUCAGGCCGAAAGAUGGGAGAUGGAGUCAAGAGGCCUGUGACUUUUUCAUCAAAGCAGUCACAGAUAAAGAACUAAAGGUACAUGUGACAGUGAAAUAUGAUGAGGGCUAUGCUGUCCAACUAACAGACCCUGAAGCUCAGGGAGAGAGAGAUCUCAGCACAAUGAUGUGUACUUCUGGCUUUGCUGAGAGGGCUGAGAUACAACCCAAAGCCAAAAUUACCAUGCAACCUGCCAUUCUGCCACAACUUCCAGAUGCCAGGCUCUCGGGUGUUUACAUGAACAAAGGGAUGCCAUUCCAGACCCCAAACACAGUUCGCUUUGCCAUAAAUGAAAAAGUUCCUACAUUCAAGGAGCACAUGUUUCCUAUAGGAAGUGUCCUUGAUGUCAGUGUGUGCUACAUCGAAAGCCCAAAUGACUUCUGGUGUCAGCUAGUGCAAAAUGCAGGGCAUUUGAAAUUGCUUAUGCACGACAUGCAGGCUCAUUAUACAGGCAGUGAGUUUCAGCCCCUUGUGGAAACAGCUUGUGUUGCUCGCCACCCUGACAACAGAAUGUGGUACAGGGCCCUUGUAAUUCACAAACAUAAAACACCUGAUGUGGAUGUGUUGUUUGUUGACUAUGGGCAGACAGAGAGAGUCUCCCUCUUUGACCUGAGGAAGAUCAGGCCAGAGUUCCUCACUCUGCAUGGCCAAGCUUUUCGCUGUAGUCUAUUGAACCCUGUUGACCCUAUGUCUGUCAUAAAUGAGUGGAACAAAGAAGCCGUGGAUAGGUUUCAAAACUUUGUGGAAACUGCCGCAUCCAACUUUGUGAUUUUGAAAUGCACCAUUUAUGCUGUCAUGUACAGUGAGCAGAAGAUUGUUUUCAACAUUGUGGAUCUGGAAACUCCCUUUGAGAGUAUUUGCACCAGUAUGGUUAAUCUGGUCAAGAGUGAACUUCCCAAGAAAGCUGCUGUGUCUUCUUUCCGUCUGGACACAUACUACUACUCAACGCACAAUGUCAAAACUGGCACAGAGGAACAGGUCACGGUGACAUGUGUGAACAGUGUCGGUCAGUUCUACUGCCAACUUGAGAGGAAUGCUGAUGUGAUGAAUGAUCUCAGGCUCAGAGUGAGCAAUCUUUGUCAGCAGCUUGAGAAUGUAAAGUUACCGACAGUCUUUGGGACUUUGUGCUUUGCGAAAUACACCGAUGGGCAGUGGUACAGGGGACAGAUAAAGGCCACAAAGCCAGCGAUUCUGGUCCACUUUGUGGAUUAUGGUGACACUAUUGAGGUGGAGAAAUCUGACUUGCUUCCAGUUCCCAGAGAGGCCAAUGACAUCAUGUCUGUGCCUGUGCAAGCAGUUGUGUGUGGUCUCUCUGAUAUGCCUGCUGAUGUUCCCAGUGAGGUGAACAGCUGGUUAGAGACCAGUGUGACAGAAUGUAAAUUUCGAGCACUAGUAGUGGCCCGAGAACCUGAUGGGAAACUUCUGGUGGAGCUAUAUCAUGGAAACACUCAGGUCAACUCAAAGAUCAAGAAGAUGUUUCGGACUGAGAUGCAAACAAAAGGUAAUAUUGUUAACAAGGGUCGGAGAGCACUUGAAGCAUCAGCAAACCAUGCACAAAAGACUCUAAAAGUUGUCCCCAGACAAGCAGAAAUGUACAAUCGCACUCAAACCUCAAAGAAAAAUGUCUCUGCCCCCAAACCAGCAGCACGUCAAAUGAAGGACGCCAAGAACAAAGCUGCACCGUUAGAGCUGUACAUACCUCCACACCAAAGGCAGUCAAGUAGAAGGACACCAAGCAAUACAGGAAAUGGCUUUGAGCCGGCAAGUGCCUCUGUCAAACCAGGAGAAGAAAGUCUCCCCACGGACACGGAACAGCUCAUAAAGUCCAAAUUACCUGGCUCAGAAUCUCAGAGUGAAAGCAACGCUGAAAAAUUCCCCAAACUUGCAGACCUGCCGUCAAAAUUGAUCACAAUGGGUAUGGAAGCAGAAGUCUAUGUCUCGCACUGCAGCAGCCCAUUGAGUUUCUAUGUGCAACUUGUCUCAGAGGAGACUGGAAUAUUCUCCCUUGUGGAAAUGCUAAAUGGUCCCCAAUCCAUCCCCCAAAACACAGACAUCAGAGAUGUGCAUCCAGGUGACCUGGUUCAAGCAGAGUUCGCAGAUGAUUCCUCGUGGUACCGAGCAGUUGUAAAAGAGAUUCAAGGCGCAACAACAGCUCUUGUUGAGUUUGUUGAUUUUGGAAAUACAGCAAUGCUGCCAGUUUCUAAGAUUGACAGACUCCAUCAGUCUUUCUUGCAACUUCCCGUGUACAGCACACCCUGUAUGCUCAGUCAGGCUGCAAGUCUUGGAAAAGAGGAAGUGCUUGAUCCAGAGGUAGUGUCAGCUUUCAAAGAAGACAUUGGCAGCAGUGGUGAAAAGAUUUUCAAGUGCCAGUUUAUCAGGCAGACAGGAUCUGUGUGGGAGGUUAGUCUUCAAGACAGUGGUGUAAAUGUCAUGUGUAAAGUACCUGGCAAAUUUUCAACUGAUGGUACUGAAAUCACCUCUGAAAAACAGGUCAAAGAAAACCCUGACCAGAACUCUGACAUCAGUGAAGUUUCAGAGAACUCAUCGCUGAACUCUUUAUUUUACCACCGACAAGAGUUUUUAGAGGGACAAAAGUUAGAUGUCUAUGUCACAGCUGUAAAUGAUGCUCAGACAUUUUGGUGUCAGCCUGCGGACUCAGAAGAGCUUAAUAAGAUAACAUCAAGUGUCUCAGAAGUGGGGGAUGCAGCCGACAAACACAUCGACCCAGGCGCUCUCUCCCCUCGCAGCCCAUGUGUUGCUCUUUUUUCAGACGAUCAAUUUUGGUACCGUGCGGAGGUCAUCGACAAAGUUGGAGAAGAGCUGUCUGUUCUCUUUGUGGACUAUGGAAACAAGUCCCAAGUCAACAUUACAGAUGUUAAGGAAAUGCCCCCCAAACUGAUGGAAAGUCCUCCACAGGCAUUUUUGUGUGAGCUUGAAGGCUUUGAUGCUUCACAGGGAUCCUGGGACAGUGGUUCAGUCGAUGAGUUUUCAGCUCUCACAACAGACAAAGUGUUACAGCUCACUGUCAGCAGAGUAAGGAGAGAAGAAAGAAAAGUCAAAUGCGUCGUGCGGAUGGAAAGUGAGGGCCAGGUGAUAAACGAGGCACUGAAAGCCUGGUGGAAGAGCUCCACAACUGAAAACAUACCUGGUGCAGUUGGACUGACCACUUUAGUUGAAACACCUCUGCAAUGUGAGUCAACCAUGAUAGAGUCUGCACCACCAGAGACUGAACCAGAGUAUCCUGAAAGCCAAGAAAUGGACACUGCUGAUGCUUUCAUUCAUCCUGAGAGAGACCUCACCGGAGUGCAGAGCACUGGCGAGCUCGUAGAGUUCUGUGCAGAUAUUUUGCCAUGUGAUAAUGACAUAGAUCCUUCACUCGAUGAAAAAGGUGACCAAGGUAUUUUGACCUUGAGCUGUGACAAGAGUGACAGAGGCACUGAAGAAGAGGGUGCUUCAAUGAUGGACCCUAUUGAUGAAGACUUAAGUUCUGUAUUGGAGUCUCUGGACAAGAACCCUACAGAGGCCACAGAUGGGUCAGAGAUUGUAAUGAUUGAUUCAGAGUGUCUGGAUGAGAACCCUAUGGAGACCAUAUAUCAGUCACAGAUUGUAAUGACUAACUUGGAGUCUCUGGAUGACAGCCCUACAGAGGCUAAAGAUGAGUCAGAGAUCACAUUGACUGUAUCAGACUCUGCGGACGACAACCUGACUAAAGCUACAGAUGAAUCAGAGAUCGUAACGAUUGACUUGGUGUCUCUGGACAAGAACCCUACAGAGAGACCCACAUAUAAGUCAGAGAUCACAGCAACUGCAUCAGAGUCUCCGAACGACAACCUGACAGAGGCUGAAGAUGAGUCAGAGAUCGUAACAACUGACAUGCAGUCUCUGGAUGAGGGCCCUAUGCGGGCCAAAGAUGAGUCAGAGAUCGCAUUGACUGUAUCAGAGUCUCCAGACGACAACCAAACGGAGGCUACCGAUGAGUCAGAGAUUGCAACAACUGCAUCAGAAUCUCUUGACGACAACCCUACAGAGGCUACAGUUGAGUCCAAGGUCGUAACAGUUGACAUGGAGUCUCUGGACAACAAUCAAACAGAGGCUACAGAUGAGUCAGAGAUCGCAUUGACUGUAUCAGAGUCUCCAGACGCCAACCAAACGGAGGCUACAGAUGAGUCCAAGGUCGUAACAGUUGACAUGGAGUCUCUGGAUGAAAGCUCUGCGGAGACCACAGAUGAGUCGGAGAUCACGACAAGUGACAUGGAGUCUCUGGAUGAGAACCUGAUGGAGACCGUAGAUGAGACCGAGAUCAAAACAACCGACUUGUCUCUGCUUGGAGAGGUCGAUACCAACACUGUGGAAAGCAGCCUUGACGUCAUAAAUGUUUCUGAUCCGACCGAAGACCGAGACAACAGCGAGGCGAUCACUGACAGAGAUAACUCCCCGAUCAGCAAGACGUCAGUGAAAAUGGUUCCUCGUGAAGCUGUCGGUCUCAGGCAGAGCGUUGAUCUGCAGGAGACACGGGAGGACAUCUGUGCAGACCUGAAGCAGUUUCAGACUGAGCCGGUUCCUCCCUCCUGUGAGCUUCCUGCGUUUGCGCUGCCAGCUGACACUGACGCCGCAGCCAGCGAGACACACACCUGCACAGCUUCCUCUCAGGACUCGGGUGACGGGGUUGAGGAGGUGACCUGCUCUGUGGAAGAGGCCUGUUUGAUGCACGUCUGCACAGAGCAUAAUGAGGGACGUGAUGAUGGCAGAGUCGGCGGCCUGACAGCAGAGGACAUUCAGGCUCUGUGGUCUCAGCUCAGAAGUGUCUCGGUGAAUGAAGAUCUGACCUCUGCUCUUCCUGAAGCUCUGCCUUCUGUCUCUGAGCCACCAACGUAUCCAGAUCUGAGCGGGCUGGGUGAGGAGGUGACGUGUCUCGUCGGUCCGACAGACAUCUGCAGAGUUGCAGACAGGGACCAUGUUCUGCUGGGAUGUGAGUCUGAAGACAAACCGGAGGACGGCGAGCAGCUGCUGGAGACGCCCUCCAGUCCAGAGGAGGAUUUCAGCGAGCGUGUCCCUGAGGACGAGAAGUCUUCUGCUGACGACGACAGUUUCGAGGCUCAGCUGUGGAAGAUCUCUCACCUGUCUCUCAUCCUGAUCGACGGCUCUGCUGACGCGCUGCCGGCCGAGCGUCAGCCGGAGGAGUGACCGCCUCCACUGUCUUUGCUUUGUCUUUCAUCAGACACGUUUAUCUUCAGGGACCGCAGGUUCCAGUUCAGUGUUUUCUGUUUCUUUGCCGUUUGUCCUCAGCGUGGUGAGCCGUCAGCUCAUCUUCAGCCUUUAACGUGUUCGUUUCAUCGUUCCUGCUGAGAAACGAGCGUCCGGUUUAACGCGUGAGCGGAAGCGCCUGUCAGUGCGUCAGGAGUUAGAGUCCGCGUGUUCUCUGUUGUUUCUGAUGAUCUGUGUGAUCAAAGUGCUGCGUAAUUCUUUAAAAACUAAUCAAUCUUUUGUUGAAUAUAAGACAGAUUUCAAUGCUUGAUGUCAACUGUAGUUUUCGAGACAGUUUUCUGUAUUUUGUGUCAAAACAUGCAGACUUUGAAAAUAUAUUUAUGUUGGCACAAUAAAUAUUACAGAUCUUUUGAAGAGUCGUGGUUUCCUUUUUUUUGUUUGGGCUUAAAGGGACUAUAGA